This is a messenger RNA of Brenthis ino (lesser marbled fritillary), 687 nucleotides long. Lineage: Eukaryota; Metazoa; Arthropoda; Insecta; Lepidoptera; Nymphalidae. The record is from the annotation of a GenBank genome assembly.
AUGGAUACAAUGUUGAGAAAUAAUAUUCCCUUUAUUGGCUAUAAAGUAUCAGCUUUUACAAACGAUGAUCUAAAACUAGCUCUUAUUACACCACUAGUGAACUGGACUUUGGUUUACAUCGGUCCUCAUACUUUGUGCCAUCCAGAGUUUCAUGGUUCCAGAGACUACGGGAAAUCUACGAGACUAAAUGCCUCCGACUUCAUUACCUUGGAAAAUGAGAUUUCUAUUAUUCAUCGAUUGCAGAAUGAAACAUUGCCUAAGCUUCUAGAUGAUCUAGAUGUUCUAUUAUUAUUAGUACCUGAAAACAAAGUAUCUGAAAGAACAAGAGCACAAAAGGUGUCCUUAUCGCUAAUUAGCGAUUUCUUCCAGAUAAUCUUUGGGUUAGGAAAUAUGAAAGACUAUACAGAGGAUGAUCUGUGGCACCAUGUUUAUUACGUGUCUUUAUGUGUUGAAAUACUGAAUGCGGCGCCGGAAGGGCAGGGCGCGUUCAUGUGCAGCUAUUCGGCGAACAAAGAUAAGGCCUGUUUGAUGGUGACCAGUAAACCUUGGCCUACUUACGCUUGCAAAACCAUAGGCCUUGAGGAAAACGAUAGAAAAGAUGGGAGAAAAUGGAGGGAGGAGAUGAACGAUAGAAGGGGAAAUGAAUUUAGUCACAAGGGCUCUCCUUACCGCAAGAAACAAAUAGUA